UUCUUUCUCGACGAACUGCAAGAGGAGGGCAGAAUGUCCACAGCCGAUCAAUCGAUGGGAGGCGGAGGGGGCGGGGGCGGCGGCGAUAACGCUGGCGUGAAGAUAAGCAGCGAGAUUGUGGUGGCGGCCAUCAUAUUCUUCUUUAUGGUGGUCGUCCUAGCCUUCUUCUUCUAUCUAUACGCCAAGCGGCGCUUGCGCUCCGCCCUCCGCACCCGCUCUCGGUCUCGCUUUGACUUCGCCGCCGCCGACCUCGGCCCCCUCCCCGUCCCGGAUCGUGGCCUUGAAGCCGCCAUGCUUCGGUCGCUGCCCGUCACCGUUUACCGGGCGGCGGACUUCAAGCAGGGGAUCGAGUGCGCCGUCUGCCUCUCCCAGUUGACCGACGGUGAAGUGGCUCGGCUGCUCCCUAAGUGCGGCCACGGUUUCCACCUCGAUUGCAUCGACAUGUGGUUUUGCUCUCACUCCACUUGCCCCCUUUGCCGAAGGCCCGUCGGCAUCAACCCAAAUGCCGAGCCCGUGUCAGGGUUACCGACCGUUCAUGCUCAGAUGAAUGCAGGGAAUUCUGUAACAACUGCUACAGUAGAAAACAGAGAUGGCUCGCUGGAGAGUUCUUCGAGCUCUUCAGGAGCACUUGUGAUUGAGAUACCGCGUAGGGUAGCGGAGGCGUUCCCGCCGACGAGUAGGCUGACCACGGAAGAGGCGACAUCGCCUGUUCCAGCGAGGUUUAGGUCGCUGAUGAGGCUGUGGAGCCAGGGGAGACGGGCUGCCGGUGCGUCACAUAGCCUCAGCGAAGGAGGCGACACAGAAGCGACGAGGGAGGGAUCGAGUGGGAAGCAUUGAUGCAUCAAGUUCCGAGCUGUAUAAAGUUGAUUUCUUUAUUCUAUUGAGGUGGUGAAUAAUAAUUCACAAAUUAGUCGCUUAGAUUCAUUCUCAUUUGUCGAUCCAAAUGAGUAUAUCGUUUGUAAUUAUUGGUACGUGCAUCGAAAACACUGAUAAAUCGAUUGUGAA
Messenger RNA from Musa acuminata AAA Group (dessert banana), 1005 nucleotides. RefSeq names its product E3 ubiquitin-protein ligase EL5-like. NCBI's taxonomy places the organism in Eukaryota, Viridiplantae, Streptophyta, Magnoliopsida, Zingiberales, Musaceae. The coding region runs from base 34 to 837 and encodes 267 amino acids. The transcript has a single exon. The record is from RefSeq and is a predicted model, not a curated record.